Molecule: messenger RNA, 69 nt
Organism: Debaryomyces tyrocola
Lineage: Eukaryota; Fungi; Ascomycota; Pichiomycetes; Serinales; Debaryomycetaceae
Source: the annotation of a GenBank genome assembly
AUGAUACUUUCUAAAAGUAUCCAAGAAUAUAUAUCAAUAAUAUUAAUAAUGCAGCAAACGUGGCUAUAA